AUGGAGACAACUACUGAUGUUAAUGUGAACUUGGUGGAAGUGCAGAAUACGGGUACUGUGUUUGCUGAUGGGAGUACAUCUCAAUCUAGUAAUACCAAUACUUUAGAUGCUAAUAUGUUAACUAAUAUUCUUGCGCAAGUUAAAGAGGAAUUCGCAAAAGAUAGUAGAUUACAAGAAGCAGAACGUUUUGCUAAGUUGGAAGAAAACAUUGCUGCUAAAUUGGAAGAAAACAUCGCAGCAAAAGAAGCAGAGCGUUCUGCUAAAGAAGCAGAACGUUUUGCUAAAUUAGAGGAAAAUAUUUUAAAAGAAAAGAAAAAGUUAUCCGAUAAAUUAAACAAGGUAGAAUCACAUUUUAAGAAAAGAUUUGAAAAGGUUCAAGAUGACGUACAAGAGGUUACUGAAAAGUACGAUACCUUAAGUAUUAAAGUUACGCAUUUAGAAUCUAAUAAAGAUCAGAUCUUAAAUAAUGUUAAUAACUUGACUGAUAGAAUGAAUAAGUUAGAACUUAAUACCAAAGAAGCCGUUGAUAAUUAUUUAGAGGAACAAUCGAAGGGUGCUGAGGAGAGACUAUCCCAAUGGUUCGAAGAAAAAUCCUCCAAAGUUCCUAAUCAGGCCUCUGAUAUUGUAAAUGAUACUCAACGGUCAUGCGCGGGCAGAAGAUCCGCCUCGGCCAGCGCGUCGCUGGCGUGGGCGGCAGCGGCAGCGGCAGCGCAGCGGCGCUGUGGCCCGGCGCUGGACGGGCAUAAUUUGUGGCCGGCGGUCUGGCUGCCUGAUGGCUCACGACCCGCCACGCCGCGCCGCGCCGCGCCGCCACCUCUGAACUCCCGAUUAAAACCCGCCGCCUUCCUCUCUAAUCGCCGGCCGCUGUCGUGGCCUUUUUGCCUUUUAAUUAAGAAAGAGAAAGAGAAAGAGGAAGAAGAGAGAGAGAAAGAGGAACAGAGAGAGAAAGAGGAAGAGAGAGAGAAAGAGGAAGAGAGAGAGAUAGAGGAAGAGAGAACAGAGAAAGAGGAAGAGAGAGAGGAAGAGGAAGAGAGAGAGGAAGAGGAAGAGACAGGGAAAGAGGAAGAGAGAGAGACAGAGGAAGAGAGAGAGGAAGAGGAAGAGACAGGGAAAGAGGAAGAGAGAGAGGAAGAGGAAGAGAGAGAGGAAGAGGAAGAGGCAGGGAAAGAGGAAGAGAGAGAGGAAGAGGAAGAGAGAGAGACAGAGGAAGAGAGAGAGAAAGAGGAAGAAAGAGAGAAAGAUGAGGAGAGAGAGAAAGAGGAAGAGAGAGAGAAAGAGGAAUAG
Messenger RNA from Schistocerca serialis cubense, 1284 nucleotides. RefSeq names its product zinc finger CCCH domain-containing protein 13-like. The transcript has 4 exons. Bases 1 to 1284 code for a protein of 427 amino acids. The record is from RefSeq and is a predicted model, not a curated record. NCBI's taxonomy places the organism in Eukaryota, Metazoa, Arthropoda, Insecta, Orthoptera, Acrididae.